Pieris macdunnoughi is the source of this 387-nucleotide messenger RNA. The record is from the annotation of a GenBank genome assembly. Lineage: Eukaryota; Metazoa; Arthropoda; Insecta; Lepidoptera; Pieridae.
AUGACACAACUAUCAAUAAUUGUAAAAUGGGUGGAGAAAUUGUUGUCCGGUUGUGAAGGGACAGCCAAUUGUACUGACGACAUUGUAGUACAUGGAUCUGAUGAGUUGCAAUACGAUAAACGGCUUGAAAAUGUACGUUCAUUCGAAGACUCUUCAUUUGAGACCCUCAAGAUACGACUGUCAAACUUAAAAACACUUGGCUACUACAACCCGGUGGAUAGAACGCAAAUAAUAGCAGAUGCGUCUCCAGUUGGUCUUGGUGCGGUGCUCGUACAAAUUGAUCGUCACGGACCUCGGAUAAUUGGGUUCGGCAAUAAAAGUAUUACUGAUUGCGAGAAGAGAUACUGUCAAACGGAGAAAGAAGCCUGGCUCUGGUAUGGGCAGUAG